GCGAGGGCUUCCUCUGCUGGAGGAGCCGCCCCGCGCCCCGACAGAGACCCUCUGCACACCCAGCAUGGAGGGCGCCGCAGUGGCCCCCCCCGGGCGGUCCCCGGGCCCCUCACCACCGGACCACUACCCCUCCACGUCCUCCACCCUGGCCUUCGAUCAGCACCUGGCGGCCAGCCCCAAAGGACUGCUGCUCCUGGCCGAGAUGACGUGCGGUCUUCUGGUCUGGGUUCUGAUCGGUGGGACGGAGUACUCCAGCGUGCCUGCGUUGGGCUGGGUGAUGUUUGUGGCCAUCCUCUGCUGGGUUCUCACCAUCGGCCUCUUCAUCGUCUUCCUCAGCCGGGCUCACGUCAGGGCAACAUGGGUCCCGUGGAACAAAGUGUCUGUGUGUUUUAAUGGUAGUGCCACUGUGCUGUAUCUGGUGAACGCAGCAGUAAGCACGGCGUCAGUCAGCAGAGCCACCAGGGGGCGCCACAACUACAAUUGCUGGGCAUCAUCUGCGCUCUUUGCGUUCCUGACGACACUGUGCUAUGCAGGAAGUAGCUGGCUCGGCUACAGGGUCUGGAGAGCCGGCGGAGAGGAGCAGUAGCUCUGUCUGUCACCCUGGGAGACUCAAUGAGGGUUUGGAACCACUCAAUGAGGGUUUGGAACCAACACCACCAUCCCGCACUGACUAUCAAGAUAUAGUCAUCAUGUCAUGAAAGUUUGGAAAUUAAACGAUAUUUGUAUUUAAUGUAAUUCAUAUGAAACAACAGAUGGUCCUUCACAUACACCUGCACGAUGAAACUAUCUUGGGCUUCUGGGCUAUCAGAUUGCAGUGUGGCUGUGUGUGUGUUCAUGUGUUUAGUGUAUAAUGUAUUGCUUAGCUUGGAGAUGGUUGUUGCUGUCAUUUGGACAACUCUCUCCACACCUUGAAAUCCUUAAAAAAAAAAGCCACAAAAAGGCAAUAGACCUACUGACAGACUGUUACAAAAUUGUAAAAAAAAAAAAACAUACUUUUUUAAUAAAUUCAUGUCGAUUGAAAGUGUUAAAUUGAGUCUUUUAAGCCUUACAUUUUUGAGAUGC
Gadus chalcogrammus (walleye pollock) is the source of this 1062-nucleotide messenger RNA. Its product is annotated as CKLF-like MARVEL transmembrane domain-containing protein 8. The record is from RefSeq and is a predicted model, not a curated record. The transcript is spliced from 4 exons. Gene Ontology annotation, molecular function: structural constituent of myelin sheath. Bases 65 to 586 code for a protein of 173 amino acids. Gene Ontology annotation, biological process: myelination. Gene Ontology annotation, cellular component: membrane. Lineage: Eukaryota; Metazoa; Chordata; Actinopteri; Gadiformes; Gadidae.